GGCUGUUAUUUUAUCCGUCUAAGUCAAUUUAUAAACUUAGACUAGCGGGUGGCGUAUAGUUUUUGUAUUAGAGAUUUCGGCUUCAUUUUUCUUAUCUGAAUCUAAAGUAAUUCUGAUAAUAAGUUUUUAUAUAUAAUUUAUUGAGCAAAUAUGUUACGGCAUGGAAGAGCACUUUACAAUUAUUGUUCAAGACAAUUUUUAAAACAAAGUUCUGCAUGUAGGCUACUUCACUAUACUGACAAAAAUCAUGCCAAAAUUGAAGUCUUUGUUGACGAUAAGCCUGUUUUGGUAGAUCCUGGCACAACUGUUAUGCAAGCUUGUGCAAUGGUUGGUGUUGAAAUCCCACGUUUUUGUUAUCAUGAUAGACUGUCUAUUGCUGGUAAUUGUCGAAUGUGCUUGGUUGAAGUUGAAAAGUCAGCAAAACCUGUUGCUGCAUGUGCUAUGCCAGUGAUGAAUGGAUGGAGAAUCAAAACUGAUUCAGUGUUAACUAGACAAGCGAGAGAAGGUGUUAUGGAAUUUAUUCUUAUUAAUCAUCCGCUUGACUGUCCAAUUUGUGAUCAAGGAGGUGAAUGUGAUUUGCAAGAUCAAUCGAUGGCAUUUGGUAAUGAUCGUAGCAGAUUUGUGGAUGUAAAGUUUGAAGGAAAAACUGCAAUAGAAGAUAAAAAUAUUGGUCCACUUGUAAAAACCAUAAUGACUAGAUGUAUUCAAUGCACAAGAUGUGUUCGUUUUGGUAAUGAAAUUGCUGGUGUUGAAACACUUGGAACAACGGGACGUGGAGGAGAUAUGCAAAUUGGCACUUAUGUUGAAAAGAUGUUCAAAUCAGAACUUUCAGGAAAUAUUAUAGACAUUUGUCCUGUUGGAGCUUUAACUUCAAAGCCAUAUGCUUUUACUUCUCGUCCAUGGGAAAUUCGGAAAACAGAAUCAGUUGAUGUUAUGGAUGCAGUUGGAAGUAAUAUAAUUGUUGGUACACGUGGAGGAGAGGUUAUGAGAAUAUUACCCAGAGUCAAUGAGGAUGUCAAUGAAGAGUGGAUUUCAGACAAAACACGCUUUUCAUAUGAUGGUCUAAAGCGCCAGCGUUUAAACACACCAUACAUUCGUGGGGAGCAUGGUAACUUAAUACCUUGUGGGUGGGAAGAUGCUUUAAUUAGAGUAGCAGGUGUACUUUCUUCAACUCUUGGAUCACAAAUGGCUGUUAUUGCUGGAGAUUUGGUUGAUGCAGAAACAUUAGUUGCUGCUAAGGAUUUAUUUAAUAAGUUUGAUUGUGAAAAUCUUUUUACUGAAGCUAUCGUGCCAAACAGUGGUUGUGGAUUUGAUUUAAGAUCCAAUUACUUAUUUAAUUCGACAAUAGCAAAAAUUGAAGAAGCAGAUGUUCUACUCAUUGUGGGAAGUUGUCCUCGUUAUGAAGCUCCUCUUGUAAACGCACGCAUAAGAAAAGCUUGGGUUCAUAAUGAGCUUGAUGUUGCUGUUAUUGGUAAAAAGACAGAUCUUACUUAUGACUAUAAGCAUUUAGGAGAUGAUUUGUCUGUACUUUAUGAUCUGGCAGCUGGUAAACAUACUUUUUACAAAGUUUUACAAAAUGCUAAAAAACCAAUGAUUAUUGUAGGGAAUGUUAAUCAUCCAGAACGUAAUCUAAUGCAUUCUCUGUGUGUGAAGUUAUCAAAUGGUUUAAAGUCUAAUAUUAAUCCUGAUUGGAGAGUUCUUAAUAUUCUUCAUAAGGUUGCCAGUCAAGUAGCAGCACUAGAUGUUGGAUAUAAAUCUUUUUCAAAUAAUUUUAAUAAUAUUAAACUUCUGUAUUUGCUUGGAGCGGAUAGUGGAGAAGUAUGCAGAGAAAAAUUACCCAAAUCUUGUCUUGUAGUAUACCAAGGUCACCAUGGUGAUAAUGGAGCAUCAUUUGCAGAUAUAAUAAUGCCUGGAGCAGCGUAUACCGAAAAAACUUCAACUUAUGUAAAUAUGGAGGGUCGUGCCCAGCAAACAAAACGGGCUGUUACACCUCCUGGUUUGGCUCGCGAUGAUUGGAAAAUCAUUCGUGCAUUAUCAGAGAUUGCUAACAAGACACUGCCAUAUGAUAGUUUAAAUGAGUUGCGACAACGAAUGACUGAGGUAUCGCCAAACCUAACACGAUAUGGUGUUGUAGAAGUUGCCAAUUUUCUUUCUCAGUCUGUGUCUUUGGAUCAGACAUCACCUUCAAAUAUUCGAAAUGGGUUACUUGUACCAGAGAUAACUACUUUAUCUGGUUUUUAUAUGACCAACUCGAUAUCUAAAGCUUCGCAAACUAUGGCAAAGUGUGUACAAGCAGUUAAACAAAUGAUGUAGUUUUUAAUAAAUUAUAGUUCAACAAA
Molecule: messenger RNA, 2339 nt
Organism: Hydra vulgaris (swiftwater hydra)
Lineage: Eukaryota; Metazoa; Cnidaria; Hydrozoa; Anthoathecata; Hydridae
Product: NADH-ubiquinone oxidoreductase 75 kDa subunit, mitochondrial
Biological process (GO): cellular respiration; ATP synthesis coupled electron transport
Cellular component (GO): membrane
Molecular function (GO): iron-sulfur cluster binding; NADH dehydrogenase (ubiquinone) activity
Source: RefSeq, a predicted model, not a curated record